CAAUAACAAAGGGAGCAGUCGAGACCUUGCUGGGGCUGCUGUAAAAGGAGCUGUUUGAGUGAUUUAAGGGUCCAUAAACUAUUACUUUCGUCAUAUAAUAGUUAUAUUUAUAUAUUUUAUAUUGCUUUACAUAAUCUACCUCAUCGGCCUGCCGUUUUUUUAAGACUAGGUUACCUUCCUGUUUACAGUAUUCUUAAGCUGUUUCUCUGCUUUCUUUGCCGCAGUGCCUUCCAUUUUUGCACAACUGGUGAUGGCGAUGACAAAACUUUAGGUGUUCUUUAUGCACGAAGGAGAAACUAAUGCACUUAAGCACCUUUCCGGAGGUUCCUGUUAACGGCUCCAGCAGCUGAUGACCAAAGAGCUCCAACCUCGAUUGACGCUAGGACUGACACGGCCCGCUCCAAAGCCAGCGUCCCCACCAUGUUCCAGAGGUUCACCAGCAUCCUGUUUGGAGACGUUAUGGAGGAAGCCAGCAGAUGUCCUGUGGAGGUGGGCUUCAGUGAAAAUGAAGAUGAUGAACAGUGGAUCCUUGUCGAUUAUCUUACGGAGGCCUGCUCUGGAGACUGUGGAGAUGGGCUGGUGGAGGUAUGUCCAGGGGAUGUGACUAGCCCUGACUGCCCUCUGUGCUGCUCCUCCUGCACCUCCCUCGACUCAACACCAGACACAGACCCUGAGGAUGGGGGAUUUCUGCGGCUGGAUGGAGUAUGUGAUCUGGAGGAGAGCUGGUUCAUCACACCCCCCCCUUGCUUCACGGCUGGGGGUAGGGCUCCUGUGCUGCUGGAGACCAGUCCCCUGGAGAAUCUGCUAAUCGAACACCCCAGCAUGUCCGUCUAUGCUGUGUACAGCUCCAGCGGCCCUAAGGAUCGUCCCUGUGAACCCAGCAUCCUCAGGGCUGAGGUUCAGCGUGGACCGGAGCGUACUACUGGCUGCUGUGCAGCCACACUCACCACAAGCCGUGCUGGGCUCCUGGAGCAGGCCAAGAGUGGCCACCUGGCUCAGAAGGUCCAGGACAGUGUGGCGCGUCAGCAGCUGUCCCGCAAUGCCCUCCGUCGCCUUAACCUGCUUCGUACCAGGGGCUCCAGGCAGUCCAAGACCACCGUAGCUCAUGUUCACCAGCCUGGACAGAAGCAGUACAACUACUGAGGCCAUCCACACUGUGCACCUCUGACCACAGUUCCUUUUCUCCAUCUUUGUGCUGGAAUUCUUUUCAUACACAUGGAAUGGAGUCCUUCAAAAUCAACAGCAUAGGUCACUUUACUCUGGUGCAGGUACAAGCCUGCGUUUGUCCAAAUCAGGUGCCAUUUGGCGUGGUCCACUUCCUGGAGUCUAGAGAACUGGCAUUAUAUUUGAAUUGUCACAAAUUCUGCAGUAUGCAAAGUCUGCAUAAUGUUACAUGGUGUUUGUGUAUACUCAGCAUACAUAAUCCCAUGAAGUGUGACUGAGAAUAGUGUGAGGUCCCCCUUCCCCCGCUUUAUUGGAUUGUAAUGUACAUACAUGAAUUCUGUACACCUGCUUCUGGUCUCAUGUGCAGACCUCUCAGUGAUGGCUGGUUUCUUUAAGAAUGACAUAUGACAAUAGUGCUCUCUUUCUCUUGCGUGUUUGUGAGUGGCUUUUAGUAGUAAAAUUUCAUCCCAAAUAUGUAAAUUAUAUUUUAAAAAUUCAAGUAUUUUUUAAAGAAAACAAUAUUGAUUAUAUUACAUAUCAGUAUGAAGUUAUGCUAUGUGCAGUGUAAAGUAUGUAAGUAGCAUUAGUUUUCUUAUGGUAGUGGGCAUUUGAUGUAUGACUUUAUAGUGCUUCUCUUGAAACAGAUAGAAAUGAACAGAUAUGUAGUCAAGUGUUUAAUGUAAUUUUGUAUUGUUGUUUGCUCUGAAUCUGCCAUUUACUUCUCAGGGUCAUGCCAGUUCACCUGUACUCUUUGCUAAAAUGCAGAUUACUUGAUAAAUAUGAAUCAUCUUUGUACAUACUGGAGAACCUCUAAAACUGUCAUUGUGUACAUAGCCUUGCGUAAAUAUUUGUAAUUAAUAAUUAUUUUCAGCAAAUUUGAAUGAAACUGAAUACUUAAUUGUCCUAGGACUGUGCAAACAAACUUUAUAUUAAUUGACUGUUAAGACAUGCAUGGAGGAAAACUGUUUUCCAGAAACGUUUAGUUUGAAAUUGUUUUGUUAGUUAUAUUGUGAAAAAAAUAGGGUUUGGAAGUAGAGCCUUUGAUUGGUUACAUACAUGUCAUACUUGUUAAAGUAAAAAUAUUUAAAACCAAUGUUGUGAUAAGAUUGUUGUGUUAGACAUUUGUUGUUUCCAUAAUUGUUUUUUUUUUGUGUCUAUUGACCCAUCAAAAAGGUGAAUCUGUUGUUGCGAUGUUAAAAAAAAAAAAGGUUGCCAAGCUAAAUAUUUCUAACAAAUAAAUGGACUGGACUGGUGGAUAUGAAAUGCAGGCUCAAGCAAAAUAUCCACUUCUCCUGUGAAUGUUAGUCUACUCUUCAUUCAUCAACAUAUUACUUGUUUUUGAGUGAGCGAAUGAUCACCCAAGAUGUGAUAACUGUAGGGACAGAACUAGGAUAUAAAUGUGCUGUUUUGAGUUUUACCCAUGUUUAAUUUGAGGUUUUUGUGAAUAUUACAAGCAAGGCAUUGUUUUUGCAGUAAAAUGACUGAGAGUGAAGUGGCAGUUUCUUUGUUGACUAUAUCUGCAAGAGCAGUUGUUCUCAUUGUCUUCAGUAGCUUGACUUUUAAUAACAGGGAUUUUAUUUUGCCUUGAAAUUUGUUGAGGAUCUUGUGCCUUCUAGGGUAAGAGUGUGAAAAUGCAUCAAUCAAGAACUUGAAAAGUGUCCAAAGGGACUUGGACAAAAGCAAAUUACUAUGCACAGGGGAAUAAGCGGACUUUGUGAGCCACCCACUCAACUUUUUACAUACAAAUGUAGCAAAUGUGUGUAAUGUGUGAAGGAUUCUUUUGCUUUAAUUAUUUUUAGUUUACUGGAAUAAUAGAGAACUUUGCUGACACAGUAGGUUUUAGAACUUAUUUUUGUUUUACUAUUAUAUUUUGCUUUUGUAUUAAAUGUACACAAAGGUUUUUGUUUUUUUUGUGACCA
Messenger RNA from Electrophorus electricus (electric eel), 3083 nucleotides. RefSeq names its product tumor protein p53 inducible nuclear protein 1 (gene tp53inp1). Gene Ontology annotation, biological process: autophagosome assembly; positive regulation of DNA-templated transcription. Gene Ontology annotation, cellular component: autophagosome; nucleus. Lineage: Eukaryota; Metazoa; Chordata; Actinopteri; Gymnotiformes; Gymnotidae. The record is from RefSeq and is a predicted model, not a curated record.